Messenger RNA from Medioppia subpectinata, 939 nucleotides. The record is from the annotation of a GenBank genome assembly. Lineage: Eukaryota; Metazoa; Arthropoda; Arachnida; Sarcoptiformes; Oppiidae.
AUGAAUGGGAUCAAAUGGUAUGAUUUGACAGAAGAUAUGUCGGACCAAAUGGACGACUGUUUGGGUGAUAUAGGCAACGCCCGCUACACAAACAGCUGUUCUGUAGCUAACAGACUUAUGGACUUACCUCUCAUAUCAGACCUUACAUCUGAAGGUCUUUCCCGAGACUACAGAGGAUUAGCAGAACUGAUGGGCUUUUCAUACGCUGUCAUCGAUUCCCUCCUAAGAACUAACGAUCCCUUCAAUGGUCUCCUCGAGAGAUAUCAGACCCGAAGUGACGCCACGUUUGCACAACUCAUCCAAAUGUUGACUCGUAUGGAGAGGUUUGACAUCAUUGACGACAUGACACCUAUUCUUCUCAAUGACGCCAAACAUUACACUAAUCUUAACCCCAAUUCAAUGGUGUCUUCGCACACAAACCAAUUGAUGACAACCGUUGAGCGGAUAAUCACUUACGACGCGUAUGUCUGCUAUUCUGACAAAGACUUUGAUUUCGUUCAACAAUUGUCUCAAUUUCUUGAAUCUCCAAAAAUUGGUUUGCGAUUAUUUAUAAGAGAUAGAGACCUAUGUCUGGGUUCGUGGGCUUACGAGACGUUCGCGCAGAUAAUCGACUCGCAGUGCCGUAAAGUAUUGAUCAUUCUUUCGCCCGAUUUCUUCGAGUGUCCCGAAUGUGACUUUCAGACGGCAUUCGCCACCGGACUCGCCAUUGAACAAAGAAAUCGUAAACUGAUCCCAAUUAUAUACAAGAAGUGCGAUUUGCCGCCAAUCAUACGAAUGCUGACGAAGAUCGAUAUGACCCGAAGCUUAGACACCGCCGACUGGUCUUGGAAUCGAUUGGUUAACUCUAUUAGAAACGAUUCCGUCAACAAAUCAAUUGUCACAAAACCUAUGAAUUGCCAAAACAGAGCAACUCUUCUACAGUUGCCAUCAGUUCCCAGU